AUGAACGGCUUAACAGGAUCGAGGAUUUUUACCUUGUUAUUUGGUCUUCAUUUAGCAUCAACUACAGCCAGUCUCAAAACUGAGACUGAAGUGGACACAAGUGAAAAUGAGGUUGUUGCCCCAGACUUCACUAACAGGAAUCCUCGGAACUUGGAGCAGUUGGCCCUGGCUAGGAAGGAGCGUGGCUGGAAGACAACAUGGCCAAAGCGUGAAUUCUGGCAUAGGUUACGCCUUGAGCGGACACAGCAUUAUGUAGAAGCCUUCGUUGAGCGCUGUAAUGGGGAUGUUGUAGUAUCUGCCUCUACCCGAGAGUGGGCCAUAAAGAGACACCUGUACAGUCCCAAGGGAGUAUCAGCUUGCAAAAACCUUGGCCGUGUAAUGGCACAGCGCUGUUUAGAAGCAGGAAUCAACUUUGUGAACUUUAAAGCUGUUAUACCCUGGGAAUAUCGUUGUGACUCGAUUCAGGAAUUUGAAAAAGCAAUGGAGGAGGGUGGUGUCGUCCUGCGUGAGCCACGAAGAAUCUAUCAGUAAAAGGGAGACCAUUGGGAAAACUUUCCAGGGAGCAACAAUGACUUCUUUAGGUGUGUGUACAGGCACAGUGAAGGUCCAGAGCUGGAAAAAGUUGAAAUAGGGUAUCUUACAAUAAAAU
Molecule: messenger RNA, 649 nt
Organism: Charadrius vociferus (killdeer)
Lineage: Eukaryota; Metazoa; Chordata; Aves; Charadriiformes; Charadriidae
Gene: MRPL18
Product: mitochondrial ribosomal protein L18
Exons: 4
Coding region: 1-531 (176 amino acids)
Biological process (GO): translation
Cellular component (GO): ribosome; mitochondrion
Molecular function (GO): 5S rRNA binding; structural constituent of ribosome
Source: RefSeq, a predicted model, not a curated record